Messenger RNA from Fundulus heteroclitus (mummichog), 1517 nucleotides. RefSeq names its product NIF3 NGG1 interacting factor 3-like 1 (S. cerevisiae) (gene nif3l1). The record is from RefSeq and is a predicted model, not a curated record. Gene Ontology annotation, cellular component: mitochondrion; cytoplasm. The transcript is spliced from 7 exons. Bases 114 to 1409 code for a protein of 431 amino acids. Lineage: Eukaryota; Metazoa; Chordata; Actinopteri; Cyprinodontiformes; Fundulidae.
CUGUGAGUAUUGCGGAAAAUGUGUAGUUCUGUUUCUCUUCGACUGAAAUUAUUUCCGAAGCGUAAUUCAUGAAGUGCGGACUUGUUUAAAAGUCAGACCCCGGACCUCCACUGAUGCUGACCGGACGGAGAAACCUGUCUAGGACUCUUUCAUUGCUCACAAGCAGACGACUUUUGAUCAGUAAAAGUUCAAACUUUAACACAGCGCUAUUCUCCUCGGCCUCAUCCAUCGUUCCAUCGUGCCGCCCGUCACCCACGCGCAGCCUCAGCUUCCUGACAAGCAGGCGGACCUCAGCUCUGCCGCGUUCCUCGGUUAAUUCUCCCCCCAGCUGCCGCUUCUCCCUUCCUGCUCGCCGCACCGAUCCAAUGGCGCUCCGGGAUGUUCUGCAGGUUCUGGAGCAGCUUGCUCCCCUGUCGCUGGCCGAGUCUUGGGACAACGUCGGCUUGCUGGUGGAGCCCAGCAAAUCUCGGCCGAUCAAAACCAUCAUGCUCACCAACGACCUCACCGACGCCGUCAUGGAGGAGGCAGAGGCCCUGCGCUGCGACCUCAUCGUUUCGUAUCACCCGCCGCUGUUUCGGCCAAUCAAACGGCUUGUUCAGAAGGACUGGAAGCAGCGACUGGCCAUCCGGGCUGUUGAGGCCGGGAUGGCGGUCUUCUCGCCGCACACGUCAUGGGACAGCAUGAAAGAAGGCGUCAACGACUGGCUAGUCGCGGGUCUCGGCAGUGGUCAGGUGUCUGUGCUCAGUCAGGCCUACAGCGCCGCCUCCCACAGUCACAAACUGGAAUUCAUGGUCAAAACUGCAGAGGAGCUCAACGCUGUUAUGGAGGAGCUGAAGGCCUGUGAAGGCGGAGCAACGCUGCAAUAUUCAGACAGAAGAGCAGACGGCAGCGGUUUCCAUGUCAGCCUCACCUGCAGCGACUCAGCACUGACCCCUAUUGUCCAGACGCUGUUAAGACACAGCGCUCCCAGUCAGUCCCUCUGCAUCCUGAAGUUGGAGAAGCCACCUCUCCCAGGCCACGGCCAAGGGCGGCUCAGUGUUUUGGACCAUCCGGUCACAGUGGCUACAGCUGUGGAGAAGAUGAAAUCCCAUCUGGGUUUAGUUAAUCUCCGUUUGGCCCUGGGAGCAGGGAGGACACUAGAGUCGUCGGUGUGCACUGCUGCUGUCUGUGCCGGCUCUGGAGCCUCGGUGCUGAGCGGUGUCAAGGCCGACCUCUUCAUCACAGGUGAGAUGUCCCACCAUGAGGUGCUGGAUGCCGUGGCGGCGGGAACCAGCGUCAUCCUCAGCGACCACAGCAACAGCGAGCGCGGCUUCCUGGCCGUGUUCAGGGAGCGGCUCGCCGUGCGCCUCCCCGACGCCGUACAGGUGCUGCUGUCCAAGGCCGACAGAGACCCGCUGCAGGUCGUCUGACGGACUCCCAUCCACGCAUCUGAUCCAGCGUACGGCGCACAGGAAGUCAUCUGCUGAUUGUAAAAUGGCUGCUAUUUCAGUAAAAAAAAAAACGGGCAGUGAUGGAAA